UUCAACCACUCUUGUGGCCAUCAUCAGGUAUGACAUAAUGCCAGGGGGGAGAAGAGGUCUUGUUGCUCCCCAAAAUACCUUCCUGGAAAACAUCAUCAGGAGAUACAACUCAUUUGCUGACUGCAGUUUUCUCCUAGCUAAUGCCCAGAUUGUGGAUUAUCCUAUCGUUUACUGCUCGGACACUUUCUGUAAGAUAGCGGGCUACAAUCGGGCAGAAGUGAUGCAGAAGUCAUGUCGCUGUACCUUCAUGUAUGGCGAUUUAACAGACAGAAUUACUAUAGCAAAGAUUAAUCAGUGCCUCGAUAGCCAAGCCUUAGACCAGCUCGAAAUUCUUCUUUAUAAAAAGAAUCACACUCCACUAUGGCUGUUACUCCACAUUGCUCCUAUAAAAAACGAAAAAGAUGUUGUAGUGCUGUUUCUCCUGACAUUCAGGGACAUCACAGCCUUGAAACAACCUUUAGAAGACGAUGCCAGCAAAGGUCUCAGCAAGUUUGCUCGACUAGCACGAUCUGUCACAAGGAGUCGCUCUGUUUUUGUCCAGCAGUUCUCCUCUCACCUGCCCGUCGUCAAGUCAGACAAUGCCAAACAAUCGCAGAUUACACACGAUUCUUUCCCCCUGGUUCGCUUCCAGAUGAUGAGCCUGAGUGCCGACAUGAUGCCCCAGUACCAACAAGAGACUCCCAAAACUCCACCUCACAUCCUUCUACACUAUUGCGCCUUCAAAGCCAUCUGGGAUUGGAUCAUCUUGUGUCUCACUUUCUAUACUGCCAUCAUGGUGCCCUACAACGUGGCCUUCAAAAGCAAAACAAGUGAAGAUGUCAGCUUUUUGGUGCUUGACAGUAUUGUUGAUGUCAUCUUCUUCAUCGACAUCGUUCUCAACUUCCACACAACGUUUGUUGGUCCAGGUGGUGAAGUGGUUUCUGAUCCUAAAAUCAUCAGGAUGAAUUACUUGAAAAGCUGGUUUAUCAUAGACCUGCUAUCCUGCCUUCCAUAUGAUGUCUUCAACGCCUUUGACCAUGACGACGACCAGGGUAUUGGUAGCCUCUUUAGCGCCCUGAAGGUGGUUAGAUUGCUCAGACUAGGACGCGUCGUUCGGAAGUUGGACCGUUACCUGGAAUACGGGGCCGCCAUGUUGAUCCUGCUGCUGUGUUUCUACAUGCUUGUUGCACACUGGUUGGCCUGCAUCUGGUACAGCAUCGGUCGCAGCGAUGCAGAGAACGGCUUUGUGUACAGCUGGCUGUGGAAACUGGCUAAUACCACUCAGAAGCCGUUCUACUUCGACUUCUCCAAUGAAACCUACAGGACAGAGCUGUCCGGUGGUCCUCCAAGAGGGACUAUGUACGUCACAUCUCUUUAUUUCACUAUGACCUGCAUGACUAGCGUGGGAUUUGGUAACGUCGCUUCGGAAACGGAUAACGAAAAGGUUUUCACUAUCUGCAUGAUGAUUAUAGGAG
Messenger RNA from Limulus polyphemus (Atlantic horseshoe crab), 1454 nucleotides. Its product is annotated as potassium voltage-gated channel protein eag-like. The record is from RefSeq and is a predicted model, not a curated record. Gene Ontology annotation, molecular function: voltage-gated potassium channel activity. The transcript has 7 exons. The annotation marks the transcript as partial. Lineage: Eukaryota; Metazoa; Arthropoda; Merostomata; Xiphosura; Limulidae. Gene Ontology annotation, biological process: regulation of membrane potential; potassium ion transmembrane transport. Gene Ontology annotation, cellular component: membrane.